Molecule: messenger RNA, 4070 nt
Organism: Ornithodoros turicata
Lineage: Eukaryota; Metazoa; Arthropoda; Arachnida; Ixodida; Argasidae
Product: centrosomal protein of 78 kDa-like
Exons: 11
Coding region: 162-3110 (982 amino acids)
Cellular component (GO): centrosome
Molecular function (GO): protein binding
Source: RefSeq, a predicted model, not a curated record
GCAACCGGCGCAACUCGCGUGAACAUUCAACAUGGCGGAUGGCGGCAAAACCUGUGCCGGGCCGAGUGAACUAAGUAUUUGAAUGUUGUACAAGUGUAGUGUGUAUCCACCAAAUAGUGUGAAACAAGCACAGUUCGUCGCUAGGCUUCAACCUUCACACCAUGAAAACAAACCAGGGUGCUCUUGUACGAGUGCGUGGAGCGCCUGUAUUUAUAGACAUUUACAACGAACAGUGUCAGAAGUUCAACGUUUAUCCGAGGCGAGCAGUUACUUCUAAACUUGUUGAAAGCAACACACUUGAGUUGUCAACCGAUGUCAUUCGCUCAGACGACUGGAAGCCUUUACUACAAGCACUACACCUGGAUCGUAGUUUGAAGAAGAUUGCUCUGUUUUCAUCAUUCCUUUCGAAUUACCCAACUGUCGUAGCUGACGUACCCAGGCUGCAGUUAAUCCGCAGGAUACAGAAAGAUGUUCAUAUUCCGCCACUCCUGACACCAGAUACCUUCAACGAUUUUUGUUCUUCUCUUUGUGACCACCUGAAGAACAACACUCUUCUGAAAACUCUUUCACUCCAAGGUUUCCCUUUCACCGUCACUCAGUUGCAACAACUUGCAAGUGCCAUUCAUCAUUCCAAGUCAGUGACACACAUCAGCCUUGAUGGCUGUCCAUUUGGUCGGCAGCAUGUAGAAGCUAUUUGCCAUGGUCUGAGAGGAACAUGGAAGCCAAGAGUGCUGAGCCUCAACAAUUGUCAAAUUGACAGUUCAAGUGCAGAGUCUCUGGCAUCACUUUUAGAGCUCCAGGUCGUACAGCUGCACGGGGAAGCUUGGAAGGAAGGCUCACAUAUACAGUCACAUGUUCUGGACAGAAGCAGAGGCUUACGGAGGCUUUCCUUAUGCAACAACCCUUUAGGUGAUGAUGGUGCAAUUGCCAUACUGUCUGCCCUCAAGGAUGAUACAUGGCUAAGAGCUUUAGAUUUUCAAAACUGUAGCAUCGGGAAUUCUGGUGCUAAAGCUGUGCUCGACACCUUGAAUGGAAAGUGUGCCCUUGAAGUGAUCGAUCUACGGCGCAAUCCACACAUUGAUCAUUCACUGAUAAAAGAAGUUGAAGAUCAAAUUAAAGGAAACUGUAAAGGCAGAAAAUGCAAGUUUCAUCUACUUCCUUUGGAAAAAACAAGUUUGAUUAUGGUAGCACCUCCACGUAUGCGCAGCCGUUCAGUUGGGUACACUGAUCAGGAGAAGCAUGUAAAGAAAAAUCAUUUACGAUCACGAUCUGAAGAACGUAACGUCAAGCCAUUCCACAAUCGGCGUAUGAAGCCUACCCAUCCCCCAUCAACAAGAAUGGGAGUAACCAGACCUGUUUCAGAUAUGAGGAUGAAAAGUCAAAAAGCGGAAAACGUUUUCGGUACAAGUUCAGCCGGAGAACGAAAGCUGGAGGAACAGCUUUUGACUUGUGAAGAAGACUUGAAGCAAGAGCGUGAAAUGAGGCUCCAUUCAGAGAAACUUCUGAUGCAGAUGUUUGAAGAGAACCGUCACUUGAGAGCAGAGAACAAAGCCUCUAGACCAGAUGGUUAUGUACUAGUGGAGACUUCACUAUUGGAUGCCGUGGAAACUACAUUUGUCAAAUUCUGCCAGUUCCUCGAAAUCAUCAAAAAGGAAAGCACGCCAAUACGUCCGAAGCACCUUGAGUCUCUGCCUCAUGGCUAUGAAAAGAAUGGAGAGCCUUCCUUGCAUGAAACGAAAGGCAGGCAGAAAGCAUCUGGAGCCAUACCCAAAACUAAACAAACACUUAACACCUCAAGGCAUUCUGAUGCUGCAGUGCAAAACUUUCAUGUAGCAAACGGAACAACGCCUAAGAGGACUGAAGCAUCUCGUGCUCCUUCAAGUUCUAUACCUACAAUCCAGAAUCUACCACCAACAUCUAUGACAGACAGGCACACAUCAGUUGAUGCAAGCUUGCUACAAGACUUCAUUUCAAGCAAGGCACAAAAACUGGUCUCAGAGCUGAGGUCAAAGUGGAACAGAAGUGGCAGCGAGGAGUCUAGUAUAUCGGGUACCAAGCAUACAAGGGAGCGAUCUGGGGUUCAAGGUGGUGUCAGUCUUGUCAAUAGAAAUGAGAGUCCAUCCCCGGCGGCAAAACAGACAAAAGACUCUGCUGAAAAAAGUGUCAGUCAUGCCAUGGAAGUGCAGGGUGGUCCGCCAGCCAUGUCCAUGUUAUCUUUGUCCUUGAAAGAAGAUUCAAAACGCCUCUCCGAGCUCUUGAAUGUAGAACAGGUUCCUUCAAAGCUAGCUCAGAGUUUAGAUACAUCGCAGGUAUUCUAUCCUUUAGAAAGUGAAUCCGCAGGCUAUAAGUCAGAUGACUUUGCGAGCACACAGUCUGCUAGUAGCUCUGCUGGAGAAAGAGACAUCAAAAGGAAGCUUUUAGCAUCAGGGAAGAGAAGUAGAGAAUCAUCCACCUCCUCAGUGUCCAGAGCAUCCUCCGCUAAACAGUCAUCCAAGGUACCAUCGAAAGAUUCAAAGGCAGGCAGUGCUGUCAUUAAAGAAAAAUUCAAUAGCCUCUCUGCAGCGCAGAAAUGUUCGCAAAAUACCAGCAUAGUUUCCUCGCUCAGUGAAGAGGUAGCGUCUGCUCACACUACUCUUUCAAGCCAGCAGAGCCCAUCCAUGAAUAUUCCAGUCACAACGCUAUCGUCCAAGACAACGGGCCCUCGCAAGGAACAGUCCAGUUCAAGGUCAAUUCUGUCAUUUGAAGCAGCAGAGCAUCACAAGAUGCUGUCCACUUCGAAGGCAGAACUACCUGUCACACCAUCUGUUAGUCUAUCUCGAGGACUUAGUGGAUCGUUCGACUUUCCCACAGCUGACAUUACUGUGAGCAGUAUCGACAGCAUUUCAAAGCAUCUUAACGAGGGAUGGUCGGAGAAAAGGUCUCAUUAUCUCAACUUCAGUACACCACCACAGAACCCUAGACUUGACAGAAACAUGAUGGAAAGGUCAGACACAGUUCGCACACCAUCGGAUGUUACAUUAUCUAGAAAUAAUUCCAGCAUUUCUACUCCAUCCAGUCCAGACACACUGACUUCGCCACGUUUGGUGGGAAGUGAUUUUGAUGGCUUCUAGUUUUGUUACUUUGGAAGGAUCGCAAGCAUAUGUAUAUACAAAAGUUUUCUUGCAGUGAUGUAUGCACUUGUGGAGUUGUUUUCCAACGUCAUGACGGUACAGACAUUUUUUAUGAAAUGCAAACCAAAAGUUGCGUCCGAUGUGCCCCGUAGGGCACACCCUUAGGCACACCUUGUGCAGAACCUAAAUAAAGCUCGGUUCCUGUUUGUCUAUCCCAGUGCUUAGUGGCGUCCCCUCAUCAACACGUGUUGUAGGAAGAUGGUACGAUCUUCUUCAUGUCCUUUGUGCAGCAAACCUGCACAACCUGUGCAGGUUUGCAUUGGUCAUUGCCCACUCAGAAUGGCAGGCGCAUUGACUUGUAAACCUUCGGCACCAAAGUGACGUUUAACGUGGCUUGAAACCCGGUCACAUUCACCACGGGGAACCACCAUGCACAAUGUAUUCUCUGUAUGGUGUAUAGUCACUGCGCAGUCAAAUAUAAGAAAAAGUCCGGAGAAAGUAGACAUCGGCCAGAUACGACUUCGCGUGACGUCAGCGCACCUGUGUGUAGCAGGCAUAUGCUCUCGUUGACCUCGUCUGCUGCCACUACUGCUACGGCGCCACGCAACGUCACGAUAUCUCCCUCCCAUCGGGACUGCGGACGUCACGAAGUCACGUCGACUUCCCUCGUUCUCUUACACGCUCUUUGAAGGAGUGAAGAGUUUUAGAGCGUGUGCAGAUCAGAAGCCUUUCUUGCGUGCUACAGGUCACCCAGGUUCGUCGUUGCAAGAGUGUGUUUAUUGCACAACAAGCCAAAAGCGAAAAAAAUAUGGAAGGGUAUUUCACUGUAAGUUGUAUGUGAAUGAACAAAAACCCUGGUGUUUCGAAGGCAAUCCGUACUCUGCAAUACCGGUCUCAUGUUCAAAGUUGACCCGAAGUGUAGAGUCACAUCAGAUGGAAAUAAAGUCUCAAUGCACGGAA